Syzygium oleosum is the source of this 1434-nucleotide messenger RNA. Its product is annotated as probable rhamnogalacturonate lyase B. Bases 1 to 1434 code for a protein of 477 amino acids. The record is from RefSeq and is a predicted model, not a curated record. Gene Ontology annotation, biological process: carbohydrate metabolic process. Gene Ontology annotation, molecular function: carbohydrate binding; catalytic activity. Lineage: Eukaryota; Viridiplantae; Streptophyta; Magnoliopsida; Myrtales; Myrtaceae. The transcript is spliced from 12 exons.
AUGGAGAAACCCGGGCAUAAGCUCUUUGAUCCAGUCAUGGAGAAGAAAAAAGUGAGCUUGACCACAAAAGGGAAUUAUGUCAUGAUGGACAAUGGGCUGGUGAAACUCACCAUUUUGAAGCCUCAAGGUUACUUAACCGGCGUAAAGUACGGAGGGAUGGACAACCUCUUGGACAUCAAGUCGAAUGAAUCUGGCAGAGGAUAUUGGGAUGCCAAUUGGAGUUUGCCAGGGGGCAACGACAGAUACCAACUGAUCAGAGGGGCAGAGUAUAGUGUUAUUCAUCAAAGCAAUGACCUCGUGGAGGUCUCCUUCAGGAGCACUUAUAAUCCGUCGACUCGGGGCAUGACGCUGCCCCUAAGUGUUGACACAAGGUACAUUAUCAGAACUGGUGUUUCGGGCUUUUACUGCUACACCGUAUACGAGCGCCCACAAGGAUGCCGUGCCUUUGACCUCGCUCAGACGAGGCUGGUGUUUAAAUUGCGACGAGAGAAGUUUCACUACAUGGCAAUUACAGACGAAAAGCAAAGGAUAAUGCCAGUGCCGGAGGACCUACUUCCUGGCAGAGGCAAACAACUGAUUGUGCCUGAGUCUGCUUUGCUAGUAAACCCCGUUAAUCCGGACCUCAAAGGCGAAGUGGAUGACAAGUAUCAGUACUCGAUGGACAAUAAGGACGGUGGACUUCACGGGUGGAUAAGUUCUGGUCCUAUCAUCGGGUUUUGGGUCAUUACCCCAAGUUACGAGUUCCGCAAUGGCGGCCCGACAAAGCAAAAUCUCACGAUGUGUCAUUCAACCCAUUAUAUAGGAGAUGAUAUCCUAGCUCAUUUUGGAGAGGGAGAGACGUGGAGAAAGGUCUUUGGCCCAUUCUUCGUGUACCUGAAUUCAACUAAUAAAGCAUCAAAUGCACACAACUUAUGGUCGGAUGCAAAAAAACAGAGGGAGAUCGAGGAAGCAUCAUGGCCAUAUGAUUUUGUCUCAUCGACCUAUUAUCUAUCUGCUAGCGAGCGCGGUUCAGCAUCGGGAAGACUCUUUGUCCAGGACAGGUAUAUAUCCAGUGCUCUAAUUCCUGCUAAAAAUGCAUAUAUUGGUCUAUUGGCAGCGAGGACUGAAGGAGCAUGGCAAACUGAGAGCAAAUCUUAUCAGUUCUGGGUUCAAACAGACUCCAGUGGAAGUUUCACCAUAAGGAACGUAAUUCCUGGAGCCUAUGGACUUCACGGGUGGGUUCCUGGUUUCAUCGGCGACUACCUCGAGAAAACACCGGUUACCAUUACCGCAGAUUCGGAGACACAGCUUGGGAAUUUGACCUUUGUUCCGCUUAGAGAUGGUCCGACCUUGUGGGAGAUUGGGUAUCCUGAUCGAACAGCAGUUGACUACUUUGUCCCCGAUGUUAAUCCGAUGUACGUCAACAGGAUAUUUCUGAAGGGUCCUGAAAAGUGA